UGGCAGUCGGGUAAUCAUCACCACACGCAGUGAACAGGUUGCUACAUUUUGCAAAGAAACUUCAAUGGAUCAUGUCCACGAGCUUGAAGCCCUAUCCGAAGAGAAGGCUUGGGAACUCUUUUGCAAGAAAGCCUUCCAAUUGGACUUUGAGGGUCAUUGUCCCCCUGAGUUGGAGGAAGUAUCACAUGCAAUUGUUAGAAAGUGUCAAGGUUUGCCACUUGCAAUUGCAGCUAUAGGUGGUCUCUUGUCCACCAAAAACAAGGGUAUAUCUGAAUGGCAAAAAUUCUAUGGUAGCAUGCACUCUGAAUUGGAAAGGAAUCCUAAUCUUACAAGCAUCAGAAAAAUUUUGUUGUUAAGUUAUAAUGAUCUGCCUCACUACCUCAAAUCUUGUUUCUUGUACUUUGGCAUAAUGCCAGAGGACUACUCUAUCAGUUAUGGAAGACUAAUUCGGCUAUGGAUAGCCGAGGGUUUCAUUGAAGAGCAGAAAGGAAAAACAAUGGAAGAAGUUGCAGAAGAAUGCUUGAUUGAGCUGAUCCAUAGACGCUUAGUUCUAGUGUCAAUAACAAAAUUUGAUGGAAGAGUUAAACAAUGUCAGGUACAUGAUGUAAUGCGUGAGAUUAUUCUCUCAAUGUCUGAGGAGUUUAGUUUCUGUCAAAUUUUGGAAGAGAAUUCAAGUUUCAAUGACACAACUCGCUGGCUAUCUAUGCAUAUGCGUUAUUGCAACAUGGAUAAGGUUAUGGAAAGCAUUGGUAAAUCCCCAGUUCGUUCUGUUUUUCUUUUUUAAGUGCCAGAGCUGCCAAAGAAGCCCUUCUUGGGCACACUAGCUGCAAAUUUCAAGCUUUUGAAAGUAUUGGAUCUUCAGAAUGCUCCUUUGCAUCAACUUCAUGAAGAAGUGGGAAAUCUAUUUCUUUUGAGAUUUCUAAGCAUAUG
Molecule: messenger RNA, 930 nt
Organism: Camellia sinensis
Lineage: Eukaryota; Viridiplantae; Streptophyta; Magnoliopsida; Ericales; Theaceae
Source: RefSeq, a predicted model, not a curated record